Hordeum vulgare subsp. vulgare (domesticated barley) is the source of this 1952-nucleotide messenger RNA. Its product is annotated as glucan endo-1,3-beta-glucosidase 3-like. Lineage: Eukaryota; Viridiplantae; Streptophyta; Magnoliopsida; Poales; Poaceae. Gene Ontology annotation, molecular function: hydrolase activity, hydrolyzing O-glycosyl compounds. The coding region runs from base 366 to 1748 and encodes 460 amino acids. The transcript is spliced from 5 exons. The record is from RefSeq and is a predicted model, not a curated record. Gene Ontology annotation, biological process: carbohydrate metabolic process.
UGUGCAGUGUGUACGCUACAGCACAAGUCGGCAGACGCUUUCUCCCGCGGCCUCGCCGCUGCACCGCCCGGCCGGUAUCCCUUCUUCGUCGUGGCGCCACCCAGUCACAGCCAGGCGCGUGUCCUGGUGGUUACACAAUACACUAGUGCGCAUAUAAAAGGGCCCUGCGCCCUGCGCUGGUGUAGCGGACUGCAGGCUCCAAGAAACGCGAGGAUCGAUCCAGGGGUCUAGCUAAGCGUUAACAAGUUGUCGUUGCUCUCGAUGCAGUAGCUUUUCGUCCAGGAGAAGCAAGCAAGCUCUAGCUUCUUGGAGCCGGCCGGCCAGACGGCCAGUCGAGGUUAUCUCAGCUCAGGCAGGAGAAAGAAAUGUUGCGCGAGAGAUGGCAGGGAUGCGUUUUCAUUAUCGUCCUCAUCCUCUCGGAAGCGUCAGGCAAUUCUCUGGGGGACAACACGAUCCUCCUCUCGGAGACGGAGAGUUCUCCGUCGGACCUCGCAAAAAUCAUCGUCCGGUCUAAGCAGACCAAGCAGGCGCACGUGUGCAAUGGAGCAGACCACCGGCUACUGCGAUCGCUCGCCCACACCGGAGCGGAGGUCAUGGUGACCAUCCCAAACUCGCGGCUGCAGCACAUGGCCGAGUUCCGGGAGGAGGCCCUGCUCUGGGUCGCCACCAACGUGGCGCCGUUCCUCCCGGCGACCAUGAUCACGCACGUCCUGGCGGGAGACGACGUCCUGUCCGGCUCCAGCUCUCCCGGCGACGCCGCCUACUCGCUGGUCCCCGCCAUGCUGAACCUCCACGCCGCGCUCGUCGCCGCCCGCCUCGACGGCCGCGUCAGGGUGUCCACCGCGCUGUCGUCGGUCCCGCUCGCCCCGUCGUGGUCCGCCGGCGUCGCCGGGCUCGUCCUGCGGUUCCUGAGCGAGACCGGCUCGCCGCUCUUCCUCAAGCAGGCUCGCGCGUGGGAUGCCGCGGACGACGCGUACGCCGCGAUGCGGGCGCUGGGCUUCUCGGGCAUCCCGCUGACCGCGGCGGAGUCGGAGGAGCUCGGUGGCGCGGUGGUGUACCGCAGCUACUGGUUGCAUGGCCGUCGGCCGGCUCACGGUGGGGGCGGUGGGAGGCGGUCGCUGGCGACGGGGACGUUCUGCGUUGCGCUGCAGAACGCGGACCCGACGGCGUUGCAGGCGGGCCUGAGCUGGGCGUGCGGGCAGGGCCAGGCCGACUGCUCCGCGAUACAGCCCGGGGGAGCUUGCUACAAGCAGAACAACGUGGCGGCGCUGGCCUCCUACGCCUACAACGACUACUACCAGAAGAGCGCCAGCACCGGCGCCACCUGCUCCUUCAACGGCACCGCCACGACCACCGCCACUGAUCCCAGCUCGGGAUCGUGCGUCUUCGCAGGAAGCACCAUGGCAGGAGGGUCCAACUCGAGCGUGCCGAGCGCCAGCCCUCCGACGAGCCCCGCCCCUCCGUCGGGUGGCCUCACUCCUCCGGUCGGCUCGAGCCCUCCGUCCGACUUCGGGUCCCCUCCCACCGCAUUCGGCCCUCCCGCGGGCGGCUUCGGCCCGCCGUCUGGGUUUGGCCCGCCGUCGGCGUUCGGCCCGCCGGGGAGCUUCAACGGGAGCGGGACCUUCGGGCCGAGCGGCACCCUCGAGCCUUACGGCAUCGGGUGUCGCCACGUCGCCUCUUUGGCUGCCUCCGCCCUUGUGCCCGCCGUUCUUCUUGCCGUUCUCGUCGCGUCGCCCGGUCUGAUGUAAAUUAUGUGAGUGUGAAUUUGGAUUAGCUAUAGAGAGCUCAGGCCGUCGUCAGCUAUAGAGAGAUGACGCCCGUUCUUGUCGCGUCCUCCGACAACUCCGUAGUAACAUGUACUAGUAGCAGCGUUGUAAAAUACAGUACAAUCACAACAAUAUUGUAAUACGAUAUACAGUGGGCAUACUGAUGAAGUUGUGUUAGGCACCGGA